This is a messenger RNA of Moneuplotes crassus, 654 nucleotides long. The record is from the annotation of a GenBank genome assembly. Lineage: Eukaryota; Ciliophora; Spirotrichea; Euplotida; Euplotidae.
AUGGGUGCAUGAUGUCGUCGUAAAAAUGGGAAAAGAAAGCUCCUACCAUGCAAGAGAUUCUGCUGCUGAUGAACAUUAAGCAAGGGUAUGAAAUUUGUCAUUAUUCUAUACGUUCUUGUCUUCUUGGCCUAUAUGUUUUCCCUCUUCUUUCAGAUUCUUGAAUUCAAGAAUGAUUCUAUUGACUGAGCUACUAUAAUUGGGCAUGUACAAUCAUCAAUGUGAGGUAUAUUUGGAAGGGAAAGCUUCAUGGUGGUCGCUUAUCCUCUUAUUAUUACAACACUAUAUGGGGCAAUUGCGAUAUUUGGAAUAUAUGUUUGGAGAAAGCAAUUUAACGUCUUUUCUGUAGAGAAGUACUUCUACAUGGUGUUUGUUGCAGUAGGGUUUGAGAAUAUAAAUGGGGUAAUUUCGUCAAUUGCAAUGAAUAAUAAUCUUGUUAUUAUAUUAGGAAUAAUAGGUAUUACUGUGCUGGUCCAUGCUUAUUUUGUAGGGAUUGUCUAUUCUUUCCUGCUCGAAACAGACACUAAAUAUCGAAUCCAGAGAAGGGCUGAUGGAAAGGAGGAAAAGAAUAAAACUCCAGAAGUGACUGAAAUAAUCCUAACAAGGGGGUCUCAAGUGACUAUUAAUUCUGAUUCAAAUCAAGAGUAAAUUUUCAUU